Messenger RNA from Aegilops tauschii subsp. strangulata, 585 nucleotides. Lineage: Eukaryota; Viridiplantae; Streptophyta; Magnoliopsida; Poales; Poaceae. The record is from RefSeq and is a predicted model, not a curated record.
AUGGAUGCAUGGAAGGGAGGGGGCAAUACCUCCAGAGCUGGCACGCCUACGGCUCGCCGUCCUCACGGCCGAACACGCAGACACGCCGCACGCCCCGCCGUCGCUAGGCCCCGCCCCAACCUGCCCUGCGGCGAGAGGAGCUGCCCCGCGAGCAGGCCGAGGCUCCCCACGAGGGGCGCGCCCGACCAGCGCGAGCGCCAGAUCCCGCCGCCGCCGGCCGCCAGCGGGGUUUGCCCGCCGACGAUCGCCCACGACGAGCGCCAGAUCCCGCCGACGAGCGCCGCCAGCACGCAGCCCGCCUCGUGCAGCCCUCCACGCCAGCCACCGUUGCAGCCCAGCGUCGCCGCGUCCCGCACAACGCCGCGUUCCGGCCAGGGUAGAUCGCCUCACGGCGAGCCCGCCUCGCGAGAAGGAGAGAACGCCCCGCCGCCGCCCAUGCCGGGCGGGCUUCGCCCGCCGGCACGCCCUGGCGGCGGCGAGGGGAGGGAUGGGGAGAGGGACGCGGUUCGGCGGCGGCUAGGGUUUCCUCCCCUGCCGCCCGUGGGAGCGCCAGAGGAGGACGGGUCCACUCCUGCUAGUUUGUAG